CAUAGAUGGAACGACACCUUGCUGAGACAAUGCGACACACCAGGUCAAAUGCACAAAUGAGAUGCCUCAAUGUCACCGGUGUCUCGUCUCCCAGCUGCCAUGCAGAUACCCGACCAACAAGAAAAGUCAAUCGACCAACAAGAAGAAUCAGUCGACCAACACACCCUUGUCACCUUGCCAGCCCGCUCAGGCACAGACGACGCGCACACAGACGCAAACAGAGUCACAGAAGACGCAGGCAUCGACACCGACACCUACUGGAACACAGGAACACAAAAAGACAGCUACAUCCACGGCAAGGACGAGCGCUCUGUUGGCUUCCUCGACCGAGGGUGGGAAUGAAAAGGGUUCUAUUGUAGACAAGAAUGCGCCGGAAAUACACUUGGGUCAUGACAUGAUGGACAUUUCGUUUGAGCCGGGGAACGAAAUCUUGGACGCGUCUUGGCUCCAGUUUCCUUGCACGACAACAGCCCCAGCCGACGUGGCCGACAGCAUGAACACAACGUUGGAGUCGUGGAUCCCGCCCAUCUCGAACGACAUGACCUGGUCGGCUCCUGGCCUACCCAAUGUGACUGCCGCGGAUAUGGCCCCGUCCACCCACGGCCCGCAGUACACGUGUGCCAUAGCGCAACGCUGCGACGCGCUCUCCAUCCAGGUCCUCGAGGCCAUCACGCACUGGCGCCUCCACGCGACACCUCUCGAGAAGAUGUCGGCCGUGAAACGGGUCCUGUCCCAACUCGACCGCCUCGCCACCUGCACCCGCUGCGCGCCCAUGUCCACCUCGAUGACCAUGUUCGUCCUGCUCGCCGAGAAGCUCGUGGAGCAGUUCGCCCAGCUCGUCAGCUUUCUCGAGUGCUCGACCACGGCCGACAACUGGGACGCGACCGCCGCCAACCUCGGCGAGUACUGCCUGGACACCGACGAGGAAUUCAAGGUCACGUGUCUAGCGCUGCUGCAGCUCAAUAUAGAACGAUUCGUUACCAUCCUGGAGCACCUCGGCAAGCGCGUCGAGAUGCAGAAAUGGGAUAACCACCUGAACACCAUCCAGCGCCUGAUGGAACAGGUAAAAGAUCUUAGGAAGCAUUUGCCAAAUGUAUCUUCGCCAGGGGAGUAGAUUUUCCUUCCAGAGGCGUGGCUUUCGGGGCGAUGGUCGAGAGGCUCGCGCUGAUCACGACAGCCACAAUCCUCAGCCACUCGUCCGAGCCGACGUUCUUCCAAGAAGAGCCUGUGUGUGCAUCUUUAAUAGUAAUAUAGCGGGACUAGUCACAGACCGUCCCUGGGGCUUGAGUCAUGAUGUGAACAUGACAUUUGGAGUUGUUGCGGG
Messenger RNA from Emericellopsis atlantica, 1324 nucleotides. RefSeq lists its product as uncharacterized. Lineage: Eukaryota; Fungi; Ascomycota; Sordariomycetes; Hypocreales; Bionectriaceae. The transcript has a single exon. The record is from RefSeq and is a predicted model, not a curated record. Bases 62 to 1114 code for a protein of 350 amino acids.